AUGCGCCCACUUUCCUCCGCCACCGCUGCCCGCUUCAUCUCCUCCUGCAAGACCACCGGAGCUAUUCCGCACUUCCGAACACCCUACGUACGAGCUGCUUUACCCUCCUCCUCCUCUGUGAACGCUGCUGGAAGCUUGAGCUUCGUACAGUUUCGGAAUAUGGCGACUGUGAAGAAGAUCAAGGUCAAGAACCCCGUCGUGGAGCUCGACGGGGAUGAGAUGACGCGCAUCAUCUGGCAGGACAUCAAGGACAGGUUCAUCCAUCCAUACCUGGAUGUCGAUCUCAAAUACUACGAUCUAGGUCUUGAAUACAGAGACCAGACGGAGGAUCAAGUUACCCACGAUGCUGCGGAGGCAAUCAAGAAGUACUCUGUGGGUGUAAAAUGCGCUACAAUCACACCAGACGAAGCCCGUGUGAAGGAAUUCCACCUGAAGAAGAUGUGGCUUUCUCCUAACGGCACAAUCCGAAACAUCCUUGGUGGCACUGUCUUCCGAGAACCAAUUGUGAUACCCAAAAUACCUCGCCUCGUGCCCGGUUGGAAGAAGCCCAUCAUCGUCGGACGCCAUGCCUUUGGAGACCAGUACAGGGCUAAGGACCGCGUCAUCGAUGGACCCGGUACGCUCGAGAUGACCUUCACACCAAAGGGUGGCAAGCCAGAGACCAUCAAAGUCUUCGAUUUCGGCGAGGGAGGUGGUGUAGCUCAGACCCAGUAUAACACUGCCGAGUCGAUAGCUGGAUUUGCGCACGCUAGCUUCAAGCUCGCUCUGGAUAAGAAGGUCCCCAUGUACAUGAGCACGAAGAACACCAUCCUCAAGGCGUAUGAUGGAAGAUUCAAGGACAUCUUCCAGGACAUCUACGACAACCAGUACAAGAAGGACUUUGAGGCCAACAAUAUCUGGUACGAGCACCGCCUGAUCGACGACAUGGUCGCACAAAUGAUCAAGAGCGAGGGCGGUUUCCUCAUGGCCCUCAAGAAUUACGACGGUGACGUCCAGUCCGAUAUCAUCGCCCAGGGAUACGGCUCUCUAGGUCUCAUGACCUCCGUCCUGAUUACCCCUGACGGCAAGACGUUCGAGUCGGAAGCCGCCCACGGCACAGUCACGCGCCACUACCGCGAGCACCAGAAGGGCAACGAAACCUCCACCAACCCCAUUGCCUCGAUCUUUGCCUGGACGAGAGGCCUCGCGAAGCGCGGAGAGCUAGACGAGACGCCAGACGUCGUCGCCUUUGCCGAGAGCCUCGAGCGCGCCUGCAUCGACACCGUGGACGUCGACAACAUCAUGACCAAGGACCUGGCUAUUAGCUGCGGCAAGAAGGAGCGCAAGGACUAUGUCACCACCACCCAGUACAUGGACGCCGUCGAGCGGAGGCUGAAGAAGGAGCUCAAGGAGAAACUGUAGGCGAGGCAUAGAUGGUGGGUAGAGAUACAUUCAUGACCGCUCCGCAGAAGGGAGGCAAGGGCUCUCGGAGCUAUUGUUGGAUACCAUGCAUGCAUGCUAUGUAGAAUCUAUUGGACUGUUUCGCUGUCCUCUAUGCUUUUUGAUGUACCCCUAAUGGUGAGUCUGAGACGGUGGUGUCGUCUAGGAUUCUCAAGGGAUCUAGUGACGUUGAGAGAGUGUACACGGAUGGCAUGACUGGAAUGAGAACGGACUCAUGCGUCAAACAAAAAACCUGGAACUAUGACCAAAGCAG
Messenger RNA from Pseudovirgaria hyperparasitica, 1693 nucleotides. RefSeq names its product isocitrate dehydrogenase NADP-dependent. Gene Ontology annotation, molecular function: NAD binding; magnesium ion binding; isocitrate dehydrogenase (NADP+) activity. The transcript is spliced from 7 exons. Gene Ontology annotation, cellular component: mitochondrion. The record is from RefSeq and is a predicted model, not a curated record. The coding region runs from base 1 to 1401 and encodes 466 amino acids. Gene Ontology annotation, biological process: isocitrate metabolic process. Lineage: Eukaryota; Fungi; Ascomycota; Dothideomycetes; Acrospermales; Acrospermaceae.